Gryllus bimaculatus (two-spotted cricket) is the source of this 659-nucleotide messenger RNA. The record is from the annotation of a GenBank genome assembly. Lineage: Eukaryota; Metazoa; Arthropoda; Insecta; Orthoptera; Gryllidae.
GGGAGGCGUCGCCGCUGGGGCUGCUGGACAUGAACGCGAUCAGCGGCGCCGUGACGCUGCGCGUGUCGCCACCGCCCGCCGGCACCUUCCUCUACCGCAUCGUCGCCUCCGCCCCCGGCGCACAUUCGGCCUACGCGCAGCUGCUGGUGAUGGGGCCGGCCGGCGUUGAGUGCAACGAAGACGGCGGUGAAGUGUGCUUCACGCACGCGGUCAGCGUGCAGUGGAUAAACGAGCACAUCGCACAAGAUGUGCUGAGAGCGAUGCCCGUCCAAGACUGCACCUUCUCGGCGCUCUCCGGACAAGAGUACUUCGACGUGGACGCGCGGACGGGCGCCGCGAGGAUGCGGGCCGUGGACCGCGAGGACGCGGCGUUCGACGGCGCGGAGGCCCCCGUGCUGCGCCUGUGGGUGCACAUGAGCUGCGACGGCGACGCCGCCCGUGCGCCCCCCGUCGCCCGCGCCGGCAGCGACUACGGCAACUGGACGAAAAUGCUGGGAGACGUGGCGCACGACCCGCGCUCUACAGUGGUUCUGGUGGAAAUUGUGGACAUCAACGACAACACGCCGGUUUUCAACCCACCGUCCAUCGUCGUGGGCUUCCCGGACUCGUCCCUGGCAGAACGACUGCGCCUGCCCGCGCUCUUCACAGCCCAGGUUAGU